Mycena indigotica is the source of this 822-nucleotide messenger RNA. RefSeq lists its product as uncharacterized. Bases 1 to 822 code for a protein of 273 amino acids. The record is from RefSeq and is a predicted model, not a curated record. NCBI's taxonomy places the organism in Eukaryota, Fungi, Basidiomycota, Agaricomycetes, Agaricales, Mycenaceae. The transcript has 4 exons.
AUGAAGUUCGCCUCUGUCCUCCUCGUGCUCGUGGCCAUGAGCGCCUCCACCGUUCUCGCCGCCCCCCACAAGAAUGGCAAGGCUGAAGGGCCUUCUGGAAAGGCCGUCCGUCCGAAAGCCAAAGCUGGAAAGGGCAGCAAGGCUGAUGGUGCUGCGAAGGCCGCUGCUGCUGCUGUUUCCGCCGGGGCUGCUGCCGGUGCCGUAAAGAAUGCGAAAGACAAAAGCAAAAACCAGGCGAAAGGGAAUCAGGCUUCGGACUCUUCGGUCACGAAUUCGACAGACAACGCUGCUGCCGGAUCUAACAGCACAGGUGUCGAUAACUCUGAGGCGUCUAAUGCUGCUUCAUCGACCGCGACGGCCGCUGGUGCAACGCGCACCCGGCCAUGCGACCAAGGAGAUCAAUCCCUGGCGGCAGGUCUAAAUGCAGCUGUCGUUAUCGGCCUGGGUCUUCAAGCUAGUGUUGCAACGCUCCAAAAUAUAUCGUCUCAGGCCCAAUUCGCUGCGAAGGACUUCGCGGAUGGUGUGACCCGUUUACAGCAGUUCCAAGACACCAUGGGUCUCCAGCUGCAGGUAGCGCAGGCCAUCGCCGAUGACGACAGCUUUGCACAGACCCAGCUCAAACUUCUCGCAGCUGCUCAAACGGCGACCUCGGCAACGAUCAAAUCUCUAUCGGGCGUUGCCUCCGCAGCACAGGCUAAGUCUGCCGCCAACACGCUCUCGGCACUGCUCAAUGACUUCCUGACAACGACGAACACCGCCCAGGACGGCGCGUCACAAGCACUCAUCGACUGCUUCCUCCCCCUCACCACUGUGUCGGGCUGA